AACCACAUACGUGAAUAACCCGGAGUGUAGUGUGAGACUUUCAUUCUGAAAAUUGGCCGUUGAGAAUUGUGACCCCACAAAAUGGCGACAGUUUCCAUGGCGUGGUCUCUCUCUCUCCCCACAUUUACAUCUUCAACAUCGGAACUUCGCCGAGUCAACCGAUUCUCAGUUAUGGCUUCUGCUAGUGUAAACAAAGAGAAGACUUGUUUGGGAGUGAAAGUUACUGAUGGGGAAGGGAAUUUACCAAAGGUCGUUUUGACUUCUUCUCAUGGCAGUGAGGCUGAGAUAUACUUAUUUGGAGGUUGCAUUACAUCAUGGAAAGUUUCCAGCAAGGAUCUCCUUUUUGUUCGGCCAGAUGCUGUGUUUAAUGGACAGAAACCUAUCAGCGGAGGUGUUCCACAUUGUUUUCCGCAAUUUGGACCCGGCCAAAUACAGCAGCAUGGGUUUGCAAGGAACAUGAAUUGGUCACUUGUCGAUUCUGAAAAUGUGGAUGGGAAUCCUGUUAUUACUCUAGAGUUAAAGGAUGGUCCUUACAGUCGUUCUAUGUGGGAUUUCAGCUUUCAAGCUCUAUACAAGGUCAUUCUUGAUUCCAAAAGCCUUUCAACAGAGUUAAAGAUCACAAAUACUGACAAGAAGCCAUUUUCAUUUACUACUGCCCUGCAUACAUACUUCCGAGCUUCCGUAACAGGGGCAUCAGUGAAAGGUUUAAAAGGUUGCAAGACACUAAACAAAGAUCCAGAUCCGAAAAAUCCACUAGAGGGCAAGGAGGAAAGGGAUGUGAUCACUUUUCCGGGAUUUGUAGACUGUGUUUACCUUGAAGCCCCUAAUGACGUGCUACUUGAUAACGGUUUGGGUGAUGUAAUAUCUAUCCGGAGUAGAAACUGGUCUGAUGCUGUUCUGUGGAAUCCACAUCUGACAAUGGAAGCAUGCUACAAAGACUUCGUCUGCGUUGAAAAUGCCAAGAUUGGAGAAGUUCAUCUAGAUCCUGAAGUUUCUUGGACUGCUACUCAACAUCUAAGCACUGCAUGAAGUGUUCAUGUGAACAGUUCUUUUGAUGCUAUUCCUAAUCCAACAGGUCUUCAUGACUAACUGUUCAUCAUGAAAGUUAAUUAUGUUUUUUGUCUUGUUUACCUCAGAUUGGAGAAGUUCAUCUAGAUCCUGAAGUGUUUCUUGGACUGCUACUCAACAUCUAAGCACUGCAUGAAGUGUUCAUGUGCAUCAUUUUCCCUUCUUUCUUUCUUUUUUUAUUUUUUUUAUUUUAUUUCCUCUUUACUUCUCUUUUUUUAACUCCUGUUUUGAAGAACUUUUGGGUAAAACAGAAGGUGUACUUCCUAAUGCUAAUAAAAAUUAUAUCAGGUUGAUGUAUCUUUGAUUGAA
This is a messenger RNA of Cornus florida, 1377 nucleotides long. RefSeq names its product putative glucose-6-phosphate 1-epimerase. The transcript has 10 exons. Gene Ontology annotation, molecular function: carbohydrate binding; isomerase activity. The record is from RefSeq and is a predicted model, not a curated record. Gene Ontology annotation, biological process: carbohydrate metabolic process. NCBI's taxonomy places the organism in Eukaryota, Viridiplantae, Streptophyta, Magnoliopsida, Cornales, Cornaceae. Bases 82 to 1029 code for a protein of 315 amino acids.